Molecule: messenger RNA, 759 nt
Organism: Mesoplodon densirostris (Blainville's beaked whale)
Lineage: Eukaryota; Metazoa; Chordata; Mammalia; Artiodactyla; Ziphiidae
Gene: KLK8
Product: kallikrein related peptidase 8
Biological process (GO): neuron projection morphogenesis; memory; proteolysis
Molecular function (GO): serine-type endopeptidase activity
Source: RefSeq, a predicted model, not a curated record
AUGGGACAUCCCACAACUGCUGCAGUCUGGAUCUGGAUGUUCCCGCUCUUGCUGUUGGAAUCCUGGGCUGGACACUUGGGAGCACAGGAGACCGAGGUGCUGGAGGGCCAGGAGUGCAGGCCCCAUGAACAGCCUUGGCCGACGGCCUUGUUCCAGGGUGUCCGGCUAGUAUGUGGGGAUGUUCUCAUAGAUGACAACUGUGUCCUCACAGCAGCCCACUGUAAAAAACUGAAAUACACUGUCCGCCUGGGAGAUCACAGUCUGCAGAAUAAGGAUGAGUCAGAACAAGAAACGGCUGUGGCUCAGUCCCUCCCUCACCCCUGCUACAACAGCAGCAACGAGGACCACAACCGUGAUCUGAUGCUCAUUUGACCACGUGAUCGGGCAUCCCUGGGGCCCCAAGUGAAGCCCAUCCGCCUGGCCGAUCACUGCCCUCAAGUGUGCACUAUCUCAAGCUGGAGCUCUGUCACCAGCCCCCAAGAGAAUUUUCCUGACACCCUCAACUGCACAGAAGUAAAAAUUAUUCCUCAGAAGCAGUGUGAAGAUGCCUACCCUGGGCAAGUCACAGAUAGUAUGGUCUGUGCAAAUGAAAGCAGUGGGGCUGAUCCAUGCCAGGGAGAUUCACUGGUAUGUGGUGGUGUUCCAGGCAUCACAUCCUGGGAAUCAGACCUCUAUGGGCGGUCUGAGAGAUCUGGCAUCUACAUCAACAUCUGCCACUACCUGGACUGGACUAAGAAGACCAUGGGCAGCAAGGGCUGA